CGGCUCAUGGUCGAGGCGCGGGAGAUGCUCGGGAGCCCGCCGCCGGGCUUGUACGCGUCGCCGGCGGACGAGAAGGACGUCACGAGGUGGAUCUGCACGAUCUGCGGGCCCGCGGGGUCGGCCUACGAGGGCGGCAUGUUCCGCCUCUCCGCCGACUUCCCGCCGGACUACCCGCUGAACCCGCCGCGCGUCGCGUUCCUCACGGCGCUCUUCCACCCGAACGUCGACGCGCGGUCGGGCCGCGUCUGCGUCGACUUGCUCGAGCCGGACCACUGGACGCCCGCGGCGUCGAUCCGCGUGCUGCUGCUGAGCCUCCAGAGCCUCCUCUGCGACCCG
Messenger RNA from Aureococcus anophagefferens, 336 nucleotides. RefSeq lists its product as hypothetical. The annotation marks the transcript as partial. The transcript has a single exon. The record is from RefSeq and is a predicted model, not a curated record. NCBI's taxonomy places the organism in Eukaryota, Pelagophyceae, Pelagomonadales, Pelagomonadaceae.